This is a messenger RNA of Aspergillus luchuensis, 378 nucleotides long. RefSeq lists its product as uncharacterized. Lineage: Eukaryota; Fungi; Ascomycota; Eurotiomycetes; Eurotiales; Aspergillaceae. The record is from RefSeq and is a predicted model, not a curated record. The transcript is spliced from 2 exons. The coding region runs from base 1 to 378 and encodes 125 amino acids.
AUGGAGGCUUGCAUGGGCGGCGGUGGAACCUGGUCGGCACCCCCUCUCCCCGGCGGGUUUCCGGGCGAAUCACCUGACGCGCCGCGGGCCUGCGAUCGCAGCAAGCGUCGCCUAUCUGAAGAUCCCUCAAAUGUAACUAUGAACAUUGUCGCCCAAUACACCGCUCAAACUACUUACCCCGUCAACCCGUUCGCCCCCGUCUACUAUUCGCCUCAGGCCUUCUUUCAGCCUAGAUACGCCCAAUUAGAUACGCCCAAUGAAAAGGGCCGCGGGGGGGGGGGUAUGCGCUACGCCAUCGCAUCGCACACGCCUCGUUUGACCGAGUCAUUCGGUGGCAACGCGACGUUCCAGAUCGUCGUGCAGCGUGCGCUUGUUUAA